AUACUUUGUCAACCUCCAAGGGUAAAGAUAUAGACGUGUUAUUGCUUCACGAGAGAUAUACUCACAGAAGACGGACCCUACUUUGAACAAACAAGAAGCUGAAAAGAGGAGAGACGGCUUUUGUUGUCAUCUAUCUUUCUAAAGAUGGGUUUUAUUAUCUAAUUUAUCUUGCUUAUGAUCAGGCAGGGCUACACAUACCUACCUUACCGACCUACAUGUACAUACAUUAAUACAGGAUAUUCUACCGUGCGACAGGUGUAACAACGAGUUGUGUUUUCUGUGAUUUAAAAACAAUUUGUGAAAAUGUCAUUGUUUUCUGGAGGCAGAUCUAAAGAAAAGGACUUAUUUGGAAACAAAAAAUGUCAGUUUUAUGUGGAAUUUCUUGGCUGGAUGGAAUGUCGUGGAUUGCGAGGAGAUCAAUACACCGAUCCGGUUAUAAGAGAGUUAAGAAAGCGCCAGCAACAACUUGACAAUCCGCCGAAACUUACCAUACAAGUAAGUAAAAAGGAACUUAAAAUUUCUCAGGAAACUGGUGAUCCGAAGAAAAAAGGUGUUAAAAAAAUUAAAUUUCCCACCAUUCCAGCGGCAGAUGUCACAUAUGCGACGCAGAGUAGACGUCGUGAUGGGCGACUGGACGAUAUCGUUGCUUGUAUAUAUCUUGGUUUUAUGCCGCGAACGCAACGUUACGUUCACGUUCAUGUUUACAGAUUCGACGGACCUGAAACGGCAGCUACGUUUGUUAAUAUAGUAUCGGAGAUUGUGGCCUCAAAUACACAGCGGAUUUAUGACGAAGAAAUAAAACUUUCGAACUGGGGUGAGAUCGACGAUCCACAAGAUAUGCCAGUGUCUGAAUUUCGAGGGAGCAACUCUGGAACAGGAUCCAACGAUAGCAACUACAGUGGUGAUGACUCUUCUGUGUUCGGUAGUGCCGAAAUGGAUUCGGAUUUACAAAGUUUAAAAGACGUUAAAUUAUACGACUCUGUGGCGGAUGAAUUGCGUUCCCGACUCGGUAUUGCGACAGAAACGAAAGAAUCCGGUCCCAUACUUCUCCCACCGAAAGAUUACGACACAAUUAGUCGAGCGCAUGGUAAUAUUCUAGAAACGGAGAAACGUAGAGGUCUUUUGCAUUUGAAUGUAUCAGGGAUCCCAGAAGUCAGCACGGAUAAAGACCCACGACAACCAUCAAAAUUGAGAAAUUCCUCAGGAGAAAGUGGAAUAGAUCUUCACUCGCCUAGCAGUUCUGAACAUAGCAGUAAGUCGUCGGGUAUCAGUGGUCCAUCCACACCAUCCAAUCCAACUUAUGGGGAAUUUGCUUAUCCUUCACGUAAUCCGAACCUCCGGAAAGAUGAUUACAGUUUUGCCAAUUCCCACCAACCCGUAGGUCUAAGAGUAAGCGAUCCUAUUUACGGCAAUUACCAGAAUGAUGCAAUGAGACAUAGUCCACGCCCUCGAGUUAACGACAUAAGAAAAGAUAUCUACAUCAGUAGUCCCCCAGAAGAUUAUGAAAGUUCUCCCGAUUUCGUGGAAUUGCGUCACCCGGAAUCCCGAUAUAAGAACCCUAUACGGUACUCUGGAGAACCUUUGAAUAGGGAUCCGGUUUAUUUUAGCAACCGUAGACCAAAUACUACCGAUUCUCCUAUACAGGUUCGGCGUUCCCAGGAACCAAAAUUGGACUUUUACGAAUCUCGACCAGACGCUUAUGGUGUACGCCGUGUAAAUUCUAUGUACAGAUAAUUUAUGUUUUUUGUGUUAUUAAUGGACUAUAUAAAAACCAAAAAAUGAUAUAUCAACCAAAACCUCAACAUGCAGUGUUCCAUGUUUAUACAAGUGUUACCAUUAUUAUGAAUCAAACUUUGAAGUAGCCUAAUCUUAAAGUAAUCGAUUAAUCGAUUUCUAUAGAUUAACUUUUAGCAAGGAUACUGUUAUGUAACUGUAAAACAGACUAGACUUAAUUGUACCACAGGGCAUGAACUGUGCUAAUUAGGAAGGAAAUGUGAGGAAUAUGUAAUUAGGUCCUACAUAAUAUGUAUAUAAAACUGUAUCUAUGUACAUAAGACUAUGUGAAAAUCAACAGCGCGUGGCAAAUAAUUAAUGUGUCUCACCAGAACAAUGGUCGUAUUUAAUUUCACGCUAGACCCCGUCUAUAGAAAAACCAUCACAAUAUUCUUCAUACUUUGAGGUAUUAGCGUAUUAGUAAUGCCAGUGUGAUGCGAAUCCACUGAGAGAGGACUUAAAAAUCGCGGAUAUUUAUUUUUUCAAUGGUUUAAUUUCAUGGUCGUCUUUGAUUGACAUAUUAAAAUUCCUCCUCUGGUAAAAAGUUGACAUAGACAUAGUUAUUCAUAAAUAAAACUUCUUUGAAUUAUAAUAUUACAUGACAUUGGAUUCAACCAUUGACAUUUGUGAGUGUCAGAAAAAAACAUAAUAUGUCAAUCUUACGGUUUAUUUUUUGCACGUGCAAUUGACAGUUCGGACAUAUUUUUGUUAGUGCCUGGUGGCCUCUUUAAAAAUAUAGUCCGUAACACGAUUAUGUUUGAUGUUUCGAACGAUUUGUCACCAUUUGAAUUUUCGAUAUACUUAUUAAAAGAAUCCUUUUUUUUUUAGAAGAUUUUAUAAAAAGACGCCCCUACUCUCAGUGUUAAUAUGGGCGGCUUGUUUCAUAAUAUUAUUAUAAAGCUAACGCUACUUACUUUACGACUUAAUAGAACCCGAAAUAGAUUUAUAAUUGAAAAGUUUUUGUAUACAUAAUUUUCGUGAAAAAUAAUUCAAUGGAAAAUGUUCUAUUUAAUAACCAAAAUCUGAAUACAGCAAAAUUAUUUCUUGAAAGGGCUGGGCCGUGCUCUAAACAAAUCUAACAUUUGUUUGAUCUGGUCUUCAUUAUGUGUCGCAUUAACCACCUUAAUUUAGCCGUUAAUAAAACAAAAUGGCGACUUAGAGACCGAACAGACGGCAAAAAAAGUUGUGUUGAUCAUAUUAUAGAUAUAAUACAUUUGUUUAAUUGAAAUGUUUGAUUUUGUUUGUGUUGAUCAUAUUAUAGAUAUAAUACAUUUGUUUAAUUGAAAUGUUUGAUUUAGUUUACAAACGAAAAUGGCGAAAUAAGAGUAAUGGUACAUUUUGUAAAAUGCUAAGGCUAGCUUUGUUUUAUAAUUUCAAAGUUGCUGCUUUUAAAUAGCAGUACAACUUGAAUUCGUCCCUUCGCAUAAAUUUAAGCCCGUUCUUUACAGAUGCACGUGUGUAACUGAAACAGCAUUUUAAUUCUUACUCUCCCUUACU
This is a messenger RNA of Patella vulgata (common limpet), 3270 nucleotides long. RefSeq lists its product as uncharacterized. NCBI's taxonomy places the organism in Eukaryota, Metazoa, Mollusca, Gastropoda, Patellidae. Bases 304 to 1734 code for a protein of 476 amino acids. The transcript has a single exon. The record is from RefSeq and is a predicted model, not a curated record.